Triticum turgidum subsp. durum (durum wheat) is the source of this 1608-nucleotide messenger RNA. NCBI's taxonomy places the organism in Eukaryota, Viridiplantae, Streptophyta, Magnoliopsida, Poales, Poaceae. The record is from the annotation of a GenBank genome assembly.
AUGUCGCUCAAAGGCUACCACGAAGCCUCGCUGCAUCCGCCGGCCGCGUACGAUGCGGCGGCGCCGGAGGAGUGGGAGUGGGACUGGGGGGAAGCCCUCCUCGACAGAUCCGCCUACAUGGUCGACAAGAAAGACCACCAGAAAAACCAUACCUCCGCCUGCCAUCGAUUCCGGAGGAACCUGCGCGGCAGGGAGGUGAAGGUGGAGAUGCAGGUGAGCCUGUUCAUGGCGCCGCCGCCUCGCGUCUCCUACUUCUGCUGCUCCGCUAACCGCACCGACGACGCCGACGACGAGCACCGGGAACAAGAAGACGCCCCCCGCCUGUUCGUCCGCGAGCCUUGGAUGAUCGCCACGGCGGGCGACCUUGCCCUCCUCACCCUCUGCCACGGCCACAACCGUGCCUUCUACGGCGAAAACAGCAACUACGACUACUUCCUCUACCAGGCAGCAGCCUCGCCGGCGGGGUCGCCGGAGCUCACCCGGCUCCCGCGGCCCCAACCCGACAUGCUGCCAGCUUUUGGAACUCGCUGCUUCCCUACCGGCAGUAUCGGUGUCUUGCGUUACCACAGCAACAGCCCCAAGGAUGAUGCCUGUGAUGCCUACAGGAUCGCGGCGCUCGCCUACGACCCUUUCCACCCCGGCCAUUCCGGAUACUACCUGUGCACCUACGACUCCAAGGACCCUCGGUGGAGACGCACGCCCACUGCCUCUCCACAGCCACCGCCGCCUGACGACUUUGUGUCCAGCAAGGUCCACGCCGAACCCAGCCCGCGCUCGCAAACGCCUAGCGGCUGGACGGUGGUCACGUGGACCUUGGAGGGGCUCAAUGGCGGUCUGGACGCCAUGUUUUUCCGGCAGGAGCACGAGAUCCAUUCUGGAGAUAUCCACGGCUACAACCUGCCCCAGUCUCUCUUUGUUUCCAACCCCAUCCUCAGCUCCCACAGUGAUGGCGUCCUCUACCUCUUGACCAAUGCCAGCAGCGAAAACACCAACACCAGGACGUCGAAGGUGAUUGCUCUUGACCUCAACCAGAAGACGCUGCUGGACGUGCAGGAAUUCGACAUGCAAAGACCCAGCUCCUACAUGGCCACCAGCAUCUCCAGCUAUCUCAUGCCAGCUGCUGCAGGUAUGAGUCUUGGUAAUCUGUACUGUGAUCCUCUAAUGGUUCAUGGAGGCCAGAAGAUCACAGCGAGGCAGCGAUGGACACCAACCCAGAUGCAGCUGCAGAUCCUCGAGAUCGUUUUCAACCAAGGAAAUGGAACACCAAGCAAGCAGAAGAUAAAAGACAUCACAGCGGAGCUCUCGCAGCAUGGCCAGAUCUCGGAGACCAACGUCUACAACUGGUUCCAAAACAGACGUGCACGCUCGAAGCGGAAGCAAGCAGCUUCUUCUCUACCAAAUAACGCUGAAUCCGAAGCCGAGGGGGAUGAGGAGUCCCUGACCGACAAGAAGCCUAGAUCAGAUGGGUCACAGCAGCAGAACAUGGCUGUGAGAGCUCACAACCCUGAGAGGAUCUCAGAGAUGCACCGCCACUUCGACGCAGCAGAGCGUGAGCAGGUCCGUGGUCCAAUGAUGUAUGGGUCCAGCAACGACACCUCAAGGUCGUAG